CCUUAAUAAUGACAAGCAAGAAGUGGCCGUUUGUGAAAUUUGGCGAAAGAUAAGGUUAGGUCUCGUAGUAGAAGUUGACAUUCACCAGUGUUUCAUUAUAAAUGGAAAUAUAUUAAAUACUUAUAUUUGGAACGUUCAUUACUUGUGAGUCAAUCAUGACGCUUACAAAUAAGAUGGACAUUGAUGAGAAAAAUGCCAAGGGUGAAGGUUUCAAACCAUAUUAUAUUACGAAAAUCGAGGAAUUACAAUUAAUUGUUGCUGAGAAAAGCCAAAAUUUAAGGAGAUUGCAAGCACAGCGUAAUGAGCUCAAUGCAAAAGUACGUAUGCUUCGGGAGGAGUUGCAACUUUUACAGGAACAAGGCUCUUAUGUAGGAGAGGUAGUUAAACCGAUGGACAAGAAAAAGGUUUUAGUCAAAGUACAUCCUGAAGGCAAAUUUGUAGUAGAUUUAGACAAGAAUAUUGACAUUAAUGAUGUGACACCAAACUCACGUGUGGCUUUGCGUAAUGAAAGUUAUACUUUACAUAAAAUAUUGCCAAACAAAGUGGAUCCACUUGUUUCCCUCAUGAUGGUAGAGAAAGUACCAGAUUCCACAUAUGAAAUGGUUGGAGGUUUAGACAAACAAAUAAAAGAAAUUAAAGAAGUUAUAGAGUUGCCUGUUAAGCAUCCAGAACUGUUUGAUGCCCUUGGAAUUGCACAACCUAAAGGUGUGCUCUUGUAUGGACCACCAGGUACUGGCAAGACUUUGCUUGCAAGAGCAGUUGCACAUCAUACUGAAUGUACUUUUAUUCGUGUAUCUGGAUCUGAAUUAGUACAGAAAUUUAUUGGAGAAGGAUCACGUAUGGUGCGUGAACUUUUUGUUAUGGCAAGAGAACAUGCACCAUCUAUAAUAUUCAUGGAUGAAAUUGACUCCAUCGGUAGUUCCCGAAUUGAAUCUGGAUCUGGAGGCGAUAGUGAAGUUCAACGAACCAUGUUAGAGUUACUUAAUCAAUUGGAUGGUUUUGAAGCAACAAAGAAUAUAAAAGUUAUCAUGGCUACAAACAGAAUUGAUAUCUUGGAUCCGGCAUUAUUACGUCCUGGACGUAUUGAUCGUAAAAUCGAAUUCCCACCUCCAAAUGAAGAAGCUAGAUUGGACAUCUUAAAGAUUCAUUCUAGGAAAAUGAACUUAACACGUGGAAUAAAUCUAAGAAAGAUAGCUGAACUCAUGCCUGGUGCAUCAGGGGCAGAAGUUAAGGGUGUCUGCACUGAAGCUGGAAUGUAUGCUCUUAGAGAACGUCGUGUCCAUGUAACUCAAGAGGAUUUUGAAAUGGCUGUAGCAAAAGUGAUGCAAAAGGAUUCCGAAAAAAAUAUGUCGAUUAAGAAAUUAUGGAAGUAACAGAUUUCACUGUUUUUUUUUCAAUAUUACAUUCUCAUUAAUGAUCUUUGAUGUAUUAAUAUUUCUUUUAUGUGAGUAAACCAUUUUAAUCAGGAUUGGAAUAUGAUGUAUGUAGAACGGGAAAAUAUAGGAAGUUUACAUAAAAUUAUAGAUGUACGCGACACACAAAUUUUACGUAAAUAUCAAAUCAUUAAUUAAAUAUAUGUGAGAAUAGUAUA
Molecule: messenger RNA, 1591 nt
Organism: Odontomachus brunneus
Lineage: Eukaryota; Metazoa; Arthropoda; Insecta; Hymenoptera; Formicidae
Gene: Rpt6
Product: 26S proteasome regulatory subunit 8
Exons: 6
Coding region: 156-1373 (405 amino acids)
Biological process (GO): proteasome-mediated ubiquitin-dependent protein catabolic process
Cellular component (GO): proteasome regulatory particle, base subcomplex
Molecular function (GO): ATP hydrolysis activity; ATP binding; proteasome-activating activity
Source: RefSeq, a predicted model, not a curated record